AUGGCCGAAUUCAAGAAGAAGAUGAUCAGAGUUUUGAUUCAAGACUGCCACUCUCGCAUCCGUAAGUACCGACGAGAGAUAGAACAGCAUUUCUCCACUUGCCAGUUGAUAUUUACUGAACACGAGAUGGAAGUCCUGGAAGCGACCGUACUCAGUAGUGCACAUUGCCACCGCAGGUUGCGCGACAGCCAACUGCUUAAGAAGUUUGAAAGAAUAAGUCCACCAACGCCGCCCCUUACUGAUAGUGUCCUGGUUCACAACUUCUCCUCUCGUCAUCUCACGCAGCAACAGCUGGCGGUUUUGUCCUAUGACACUAAAUUCAACACGAGAGAUGCUCGACCAGAAGACUUCAUCGCAUCCUUCGAAUCAGCGCUCCAAAAGUGUGAGGCAAACGAAGAGGGCGAAAAUUCCAUGCGGCAACAAGUGUCAAACCUUCUCCUCCGGCACAAACCUCAGAGGGCGAUUUCCGAAACUGAAGACCAAGAGCUUCUGAGAAUUCGGAAGAUGAGGGAUAUCGUCACCCUGCCCGCCGACAAGGGACGCUCGACUGUUGUCAUGGAUAAGACCGAUUACACGACGAAACUGCAAAGUCUGUUGGAGGACCAAGGUGCCUAUGAGCUUUCGGAGACUGGAGAGUUCAAGAAGCACGUGAAUAGCGUAAACAGAGCAAUAGACAAGUUGAGGAAGGCAGGAGCCCUCAAAAGAAAUGAGGCAUGGACGGCAAAAGCCACAGAUGCCGCCAUGGCGCGUUUCUACGGCCUGCCAAAAGUGCAUAAGCCAGGAGUUCCCCUACGCCCCAUAGUCUCCCUACGCGGCACCCCGACAUUUGGACUCUCAAAAUGGCUUUACCAACGGUUUCGUUUCCUCACCGAGGGCUCGGAAUGGACGGUGAAGUCGGCUGAAGAAUUCCUGAAAAGUAUCAGGAACCUAGAAAUAGAACCAGAUGAGGUGAUGGUAUCGUUUGACGUGGUCUCAUUAUUCACGUCCAUUCCAACCGGCCUCGCUAUCAGCACAAUUGACGAGCUUCUUUAG
This is a messenger RNA of Spirometra erinaceieuropaei, 1032 nucleotides long. The record is from the annotation of a GenBank genome assembly. Lineage: Eukaryota; Metazoa; Platyhelminthes; Cestoda; Diphyllobothriidea; Diphyllobothriidae.